Messenger RNA from Phyllotreta striolata, 741 nucleotides. Lineage: Eukaryota; Metazoa; Arthropoda; Insecta; Coleoptera; Chrysomelidae. The record is from the annotation of a GenBank genome assembly.
AUGGUAAGUCCACUCUGUAUGCGGAUCGGCGUAUAUCCUAACCCGAAAAUUCGAAUUAGACGAGGCGAGAGCGAGGCGACGGCGCUCGGUUGGGACAGGGACGGGAAUCGGACGGCGCGCAGCAGGGAAGAGAAGAGGCGGAAAAGCGGAGAGAAUGGAGAAUGGAGAAGAGAGAGUCGACGAGUGGAGAGUCGGGAUAUUGGCUUCGGUUACGUGAGCGCCUUUCCAAUCGUUUUUCUUUCGUUUCACAGCCACUCCGAUGUCGUAUUACUUCUGUUUCCAGCUUACGGCGGGAGGGAUCAACUAGAAGAAUCCAUUAUAAAAGAUUCAACUGUAGAAGAAUCUACUGAAGAAGAAUCUACUGAAGAAGAAUCUACUGAAGAAGAAUCUACUAUAGAAGAAUCUACUGUAGAAGAAUCUACUAUAGAAGAAUCUACUGUAGAAAAAUCUACUGUAGAAAAAUCUACUGUAGAAAAAUCUACUGUAGAAAAAUCUACUGUAGAAAAAUCUACUGUAGAAAAAUCUACUGUAGAAAAAUCUACUGUAGAAAAAUCUACUGUAGAAAAAUCUACUGUAGAAAAAUCUACUGUAGAAAAAUCUACUGUAGAAAAAUCUACUGUAGAAAAAUCUACUGUAGAAAAAUCUACUGUAGAAGAAUCUACUGUAAAAGAAUCUAUUGUAGAAGAAUCUACUAUAGAAGAAUCUACUGUAGAAGAAUUUACCGGUGGAAGAAUCUACUGA